GCCUAAGAAGUCGAGAAUUUCUUUGAGCGACUGCGUCUCACCGCGAGCGCAGCCGCUUCCCCCGAUGGCGUCCACGCUGCUGGAGCAGGCGCGCGCGGCGCACGAGGAGAACGAGCGGCUGGAGCGGCAGGCGGUGAGGGACCUGCAGCAGAACGUGUCGUCGCAGCGCGAGAAGCUGUUUCAGAGCCACCGCAUCAAGAACGUCGUCGACGCCAUCGUCGCCAACAGCGCGCGCCUGGCGGAGGUCUAUGCGGACCGGGACGGCGCGCGGAAGGACGAGAUAGCGGCGCUGGGAGGGCAGGGCACGCCCAACCCCAGCGCCACCGUCUUCACCACCUUCUAUGAGCGCCUCAACGAGAUCCGCGAGUACCACCGGCGGCACCCCGGCGCGCGCGUGGUGGAGGGCGAGGUGGACGUGGACGAGGCCAUCAAGGACGAGCCCUGGGUGCAGUUCAGCGGAGAGGAGGCGCUGGGCAAGUACGUGGACGUGCACGAGGUGUACCAGCAGUUCACCAACGCCAAGUUCGGGCGCGCCAUGGAGUAUUCGAUGUACCUGGACGAGCUGCCGCAGACGCACAAGAUUCCGCGCAACCUCAAAUUCACCAAGACGUACCGGGCGUACAUGUUGCGGCUGCUGGAGUACCUGGAGUCGUUCUUCCAGCGCACGCAGCCCCUGCAGGACCUCGCCAAGCACCACGCCAAGCUGGAGGCAGACUUCAGCGACCGGUGGGAGCAGGGGCAGGUGCUGGGGUGGGAGGAUCAGGGCCUGGGGUGGGCGGGCGUGCUGCGGGGGGAGGGGGAGGGCGAGGAGGGGGCGGAGGGGGAGGGCGAGGGCGAGGGGUACGGGGCGAAGCAGGCUGUGGUGGACCUCUCACAGUUCGACACCGCUGAGGAGCUGCUGGAUGGCGACCUGGUGGGCGCGGGCAAGAUCAAAGAGGCGCUGGGCGCGCUGGGACUCAAGACAGGCGGCACACCGCGGGAGCGGGCAGAGCGACUGCUGAUGGCCAAGACGACGCGCUUUGAGGACAUCCACCCGAAGCACUUCGCCAAGGCGUUCGCCCCGCCCAAGAGGAAGGGCGGGAAGAGCAGCACUGCCAAUGGGGCCAGCGGCGGCGGCGGCGGCGGGGGCGGGGGUAGCAGCGGCAGUGGCAGUGUGGCGCGCGAGGUGGCGCUGGUGGAGGCGAAGGUGCAGCGGCUGUGCGAGCUGCUGGAGGGGCCCAUCUCUGAGACCCGAGUGCAUGUGGAGAAGAAGGCGGGGUUGACGUACGAGGAGAUGGCGGCCGAGAGAGAGGAGGAGGAGGUGGUGGAGGAGGAGGAGGAGAGUGACGAGGAGGAGGAGGAGAUCUACAACCCUUUGAAGCUGCCCAUGGGGUGGGACGGCAAGCCCAUCCCGUACUGGCUCUACAAGCUGCAUGGACUCAACCAGGAGUUCAAGUGCGAGAUCUGCGGCAACUACAGCUACUGGGGGCGGCGCGCGUUUGAGCGGCACUUCAGGGAGUUCCGGCACCAACACGGCAUGCGCUGCCUGGGCGUGCCCAACACCAAGGCCUUCCACGAGGUCACCGUCAUCAAGGACGCGCUGGCCCUGUGGGAGCGCAUGCGGGAGAAGCAGGGCGGCAGCAAGUGGCGGCCGGAGGUGGAGGAAGAGUGUGAGGACCGCGAGGGCAACGUGUACGACAAGAAGACCUUCCAGGACCUGCGGCGCCAGGGGAUCAUUUAGGCGCCAGGGGAUCAUCUAGGCGCUUCUGGCUACACAGCAGGUUGGGGGCCGUGCCGAUGGCACAUAGGGCAUGUUUGGAGUCAUGCGGUCGUGCAUGGUUGGGACGUGGCGUGCAUGGUUGGGACGUGGCGUGCAGCCACUUGGCGAGCAAGAGGGGGCGUGUAGCGCAGCGCAUGCCGGACAAUGGGCAGCGCACAGCAGCGAAGGCAGCACGCGGAUGUGGCUCUCAACACGCCCAGGUUGUGUGAUGCAGUGUACAGGACACCGCCCUGCUCACCAAGGCCCGGCGUCAUGCUAGGGGUGCUCGGAUGUGCCCUGGCAGUGUGCUCUGCCACCACACACUCACCUCCUAGGUAUUGUUUGCUCAUUGAGACGUACGGGUACAUCAAGGAUUCAUUCAAGGCCCUGGAUUCAGGAGUCAGGAAGUUUCAUAGUGUUGGGCCUUUGUGCAGUGAGAUACACAACAUGACUGAGCAAAAUGCGUGGAGGGACAUGUGUUGUAUGCUUGGAUUGUCAUGUGACAUGCACUCAAACUUGCAUGCCGAGUGGGUGCUGCUUGGCUCAACUGCAUGUGGCCGCCACAUGCAGGCGAGGACAGAAUGGAAACAUGAGGUAUAAAAAACGCGCAGGGCA
Closterium sp. NIES-67 is the source of this 2353-nucleotide messenger RNA. NCBI's taxonomy places the organism in Eukaryota, Viridiplantae, Streptophyta, Zygnematophyceae, Desmidiales, Closteriaceae. The record is from the annotation of a GenBank genome assembly.